GCAUUUAUAAAGAUUAUCUCAACAGUUCCAAUACUUCCUUAUUUUUCCAUUUCUUCCAUAAAAGUAGACAAUAACUCGCGCUCAACCUCCGUACACAUUUCCCAUUGUAUAAAAGGAUUACUGUGUUAUUGCCACGAUCGUGCUGCAACCUUUCGUAUUUUUUUCUAUUUUGUCCAGGUCAAAGUCACAUUUCUCAUCAUACAAUAGUAACAGCAAUAACAUCCCCAAUGCGAAACCACAAAUUAUCUAAUCAGGGCCUGUACUUUGAGGUUAUGCCGCAACAUCUGACCUUAAAAUAGUUAAAAUGUAUUUAGAUUAGUAUAAGCCGAUAGACAGACAGUAAAUAUCGCAGGCAACAAAUAAGAUUAUGUCGUUUCCAAAAGAACAUCCUCGAAAUUUAAUCCCGGAAUUGUGCCGCCAAUUUUACCACUUAGGUUGGGUCACCGGCACAGGGGGUGGAAUCAGCAUCAAACAUGGGGAUGAAAUCUAUAUAGCACCCUCAGGAGUACAAAAAGAGCGACUACAACCUGAAGAUCUGUUCGUCCAAAAUAUUAAAGGGGAAGAUUUGCAAUUACCACCCCCAGAGAAGAAACUGAAGAAAAGCCAAUGCACCCCCUUGUUUAUGUGUGCUUACACAGCGCGAAAUGCGGGGGCUGUUAUUCAUACUCAUUCGAAAGCAGCACUUUUGGCUACAUUGUUAUUCCCCGGGCAGGAAUUUAAAUGUUCGCAUUUGGAAAUGAUAAAAGGAAUAAAAAAUCAAAAGACAGGCAAAAACCUAAGGUACGAUGACACAUUGGUGGUCCCGAUUAUUGAAAAUACGCCGUUUGAGGAGGAUUUGAAGGAUAGGCUUGCGCAAACUAUUGCCGAGUAUCCCGAAACUUGUGCAGUUCUAGUACGUCGUCAUGGGGUGUAUGUGUGGGGCGACACUUGGCAACAAGCGAAGACAAUGACAGAAUGCUACGACUAUUUGUUCGACGUUGUAGUCCAAAUGAAAUCGCAUGGACUGGAUGCUCUGGUUAACACAAAAUAAAAAACCAAAUGUUAUAAAAACAACAGAAGUUAUGUUUCGAUUUAUUUUUAAAUAUACUCUACAAAUAUUUCA
Tribolium madens (black flour beetle) is the source of this 1102-nucleotide messenger RNA. RefSeq names its product methylthioribulose-1-phosphate dehydratase. The transcript is spliced from 3 exons. The coding region runs from base 368 to 1030 and encodes 220 amino acids. Gene Ontology annotation, cellular component: cytoplasm. The record is from RefSeq and is a predicted model, not a curated record. Gene Ontology annotation, molecular function: methylthioribulose 1-phosphate dehydratase activity; metal ion binding. Lineage: Eukaryota; Metazoa; Arthropoda; Insecta; Coleoptera; Tenebrionidae.